Galendromus occidentalis (western predatory mite) is the source of this 1167-nucleotide messenger RNA. Its product is annotated as Ubiquitin carboxyl-terminal hydrolase. Gene Ontology annotation, cellular component: cytoplasm. Gene Ontology annotation, molecular function: cysteine-type deubiquitinase activity. The transcript has 3 exons. Bases 110 to 757 code for a protein of 215 amino acids. The record is from RefSeq and is a predicted model, not a curated record. NCBI's taxonomy places the organism in Eukaryota, Metazoa, Arthropoda, Arachnida, Mesostigmata, Phytoseiidae. Gene Ontology annotation, biological process: ubiquitin-dependent protein catabolic process; protein deubiquitination.
UUCCUCGCUGACUGUCUACUUUGGACAACCGGCAGCCAGGGGGCGGAACUCAUCGACGUAUCAUCGGAUCAUCAGUAGAAUCGAGUUGAAAAUAAUCAGUAUUUUCGGAAUGUCCUUACGAUGGUUGGCUCUGGAGAGCAGCCCCGAAGUUCUCACGAAGUAUAUCCAUGAACUCGGCGUUGACGAAAAGUGGUCGUUGGUUGACGUUUUUGGCGUCGAUGAUGAGCUCUUGGCCAUGGUACCGCAGCCUGUGGAGGCUCUGCUGCUUGUUUAUCCUGUCAAAGGCACUGAGCCCACUACUGGGAGUGACAAUCCGAAAGUGUUCUUCAUGAAGCAAACCAUCGAGAAUGCCUGUGGAACCGUGGGACUCCUCCAUGCUCUCGGGAACUCCAAGGCAACUUACAAAGAGAACAGUGCCUUGGAAAAAUUUAUGAAGAGUGCGAAGGGUAAAUCUCCUGACGAGAUCGCGAAACUCUUGGAAACCAGCGAAGAAAUCGGCGAGAUCCAUGCCAGCGUCGCCCAAGAGGGCCAGACUUCGACGCCGAGUCUCGAAGAGAACGUCGAUCUGCAUUUCGUCGCUUUCGUAUUGGUUGAUGGUCACAUAUACGAGCUGGAUGGACGGAAAGAUGCACCGACCCAACACGGACCCUCAGACGAAGCGAACUUCCUCAAGAAUGCGGCUAAAGUUUGCAAGACUUACAUGGAGAGAAUGCCCGAUGUCUUGAGUUUCUCAUUGACCGCAUUGGUCGGGCAGUGAGGAAUCGCCGACGGUAAACCGUUCGUGAUAUCCACGUCACAUUGAGCACAAGGAGGAGACCAAUAGAGAGACAUUCUGGGAAUGCUGAGUUCCUGUUCAAAUUCUACCGUACUCGACCUAAACAAUCGAUUAAGCUCUCGUUAGAUCUCGGUUGCACUUUCUAUGAACAGAAGAGGCGUCGCGUCAUUUGUCCUUCGGAUCUCGAGAGAUUCACUAACUGUUUCGCCGUCCUAAAGAAGAGUGAGUUCUUGCGGCGUGCGGACGAAAGAAAUAGGGUCGAUGGAUGAAUUUGAAGAUAUGUACAAAGCUGAAAUCACUCCAUGCCGAUGUAUCUUCGACACUUUCUGCGAACGAUUUAUUCUCAACUACUCUGGAUUUCGAGGAAUAAAGGGUGAACUGUUAUCUUUACG